UGCGCGGCCAACUUCAGAUCAGUGUAAAUAAAUAGACGUUUGUCAUAUAGGUGUUUUGUAAAUUGUGUAAUAGUUGAUAAAUCCGUGCAAAAAAAUGUUAACAGACAAAUCAGGAGUUUGAAAAUGGGUGCCAAAGAUUCGAAAAGAUCAUGUUUGAGCUACGAGGACGCAGUGAAUCGCAUGAGCGACCAGGAAGUGAAGCGCGUUCGUGAGGCCUUCAAGCGGCUCACCAACGGUGGCACGCUGCUGGGCCGGCACGCUUUCGUUCAGAACGUGCUAGGGGACGGCGUUCCGCACACCAUCGCCGAAUGGCUCUAUCAAGCAUGCGGCGGCGGUCCUAAGGGCAUCCAGCUGCGAGAUCUAGUCUGCGGGCUGGUGCUCCUCACCAAAGGCACUCAGGAGGAGAAAAUCAAAUUUCUUUGGACCUUAUACAGCAAUGAUUCCGGCACGCAUAUAUCCAAAAGUGAAUUUCAAUUUGCACUAAAAGAAGAGGGGGCUUUACCACACGUAUCAUGGGACAUAACCUUAAUGUCCCUCUUUGCAGUAGGACAAGACAAAAUAUCAUUUGAAGAAUUUCGACAAUGGAUAAUCUACAACAAGGAAGCCACAGUCUUAUCCAAAUGGCUUCUUUCGAAUCCGUGCGUUUCCCUGAGUUCGGAAGUCGAAACGCCAACUUUCUACCAAACUUUGGCGGGCGUGACUCAUUUGGAGGAGCAAGAUAUUUGCGAGCUGGAGAAAUGCUUUUGGAACCUGCAAAGUUCCUCCGACACCGGUCAUUUGGAUUUUAACUGUCUGAAGAAGCUUGUCAGUCCGCCUGUUCCGCAGAAGACAUGCAAAGGGUUGUUUAACGCUUUAGAUGUAAAUAGAGAUGAUCAUGUAGAUUUUAAGGAACUUUGUUGCGGUAUAUCUGCCGCUUGUAGGGGACCAAUGGUUGAAAGAAUGAAGUUCUGCUUCAAAAUCUUCGACACCGAUCGCGACAACUACCUGAACCGCGACGAAGUGCAAUCCAUGGUGGAAACGCUGCGCUUCAUAGUGCAAGGCGACAAACGACCUAACAACAACGCGACGCAACAAAAACAACCCGGCAACAACGCCGCCUUGGCGACGGAAACAAACGCGGAAGUCGCGCGCGACGAGCACGAAAAGUCGCUCGCGUCGCUUAAGGCGAAGCUGGACGCGGGCGGCGGCCUCUCCUUGGAGGACUACCUGGUGUGGAGCGUGGAGAGGUUCUCCAGCGGCAGGCAGGAGCACAACAGCCUGCUGGCGCCGCUGUUGGAGCUGCUCUUCCAGGUUUGCCACGUUUCCUUGGGCUUGAAGCCCUACUGUCGGCACAACGAGGCCGAGAUCGUGAUGGGUUGGCUGGAACGCGAGCAGCGCCGCGGCCUCGACGUCGGCCAGUUCUGGUACCUGAUAUCUUCCGAGUGGUGGCACAGCUGGUCGAGCUACACUAGCGCGCCGAAAACCUCGCUCGACCACUGCAACUGCAGGCAGAGCGAGUCGUCUUCGCGCGGCGUUCCCGUCGAGGAGGGCAUCGUGUGCGACGAGAGCCUGACAAGCAACGCGACCGACUGCACCUCCGCAUCGAACGAGUUCAACUCCAACAGCAUGGAGUCGAUGGGGGAUUUGCUCAGCAGAACCGACAGUUGCAGCAUAGCUUCGAGUUCCGGCGUAUCGAGCAGUUCUGGAACGGGUUCGAAAAGAUGUCAACACAUACCGGGACCAAUUGACAAUUCAAAUUUGGUCGAGGAACCACUGUACAAAGUACCGACACUCACAGGAGAAGGAGGAAGACUUAGGAGAGACACGCCUUUGGUGCAGCACCGCGAUUUCGAGUUGGUUCCGGACUCGCUUUGGAAAGCCCUGUCCAUGUGGUAUGGAGGUCAUCUGCCCCUGCCUAGGCAGGUUAUAAGACCGCCCGGUAGGUCUGAGGUGGACCUCGAGUUGUACCCCCUCAACUUGAGGAUACUGAGGCACCACGCGCAGUCGCAGGGAAGUGGGGGAUCCACCGUCACCAGUUGGAGUAGCGUCGUUGGGGGCUAUGGUGCAGCAGCCCUGAGCACCGCCGGCUUAAACUCAUCUCCUGUAAAUACUUCACCGCGUCGUUACCUCGCUCACACGGCGACGUUCUCACGUUUGGCAACAGUGCAACAGGUUAUAGAGUUCCUCUGCGGUCGCUUGGGUUUAAAAUUCGAAGACGCCCGCUUGUGGCAUUUGAGGGAUCGCUCGUCGAGCUUGAUGGACGACGAUAAUGCGACGUUGCAAGAACUGGGCAUCGCCGACUCCGAUCGCUUGCUGAUUGAGGUUAGAAACGGCGAUCUGACGUGGCCCGAAGAAAUGGGCGCUCUGGCCGCCAACGGCGGCGUAGAAAUCGGCUUGAGCGUCGAAAGGCGUCCGACCAUCUGCCUGCCCCCGGGCGCCACUGGCCUGCACAACCUGGGCAACACGUGUUUCAUGAACGCCGCGUUGCAAGCGGUGAGCAACACGCGACCCUUGACCAUGUACUUUCAGCGCGACAACCAGCUCACCGAGCUGAACACUUCGAACCCGCUCGGCACUAAGGGGGCCGUGGCGCGGAAGUACGCCGACUUGUGUCGGGAGCUCUGGGCCGGAUCCACCAGGAGCGUGGCUCCCCUUAAGUUGAGGUUGUGCGUCACCAAGCACGCGCCGAAUUUCAGCGGUGGGGGGCAACACGAUUCGCAGGAGUUGCUAGCCUGGUUGUUGGACGCUUUGCACGAAGAUUUAAACAGGGUAACAAAAAAACAGUACAUCGAAUUAAAAGAUAGCGGGGGAAGGCCCGAUGAGAUCGUGGCGGAGGAGGCUUGGCAACUGCACAUGGCCAGGGACCAUUCCAUUAUCACCGAUUUGUUUUAUGGACAACUAAAGAGCAAGGUAACUUGUCAGACAUGCGGUCAUGAGUCAGUAAGAUUUGAUCCAUUUAGCUUACUCAGUUUGCCAUUACCAAUGGAAAGCUACACCUUAUGCGAAGUUUUAGUGGUCCGCAUGAACGACGAGUACCCCGUGAAGUACGGCAUGCGCCUCAAUUCGGAAGCGCGAUACGGCGAGCUGAAGGAACAGCUGCGCCAUCUGUGCGGCAUCGACCCGCAACGCGUGCUGCUGGCCGAGGUGGCCUACUGCCAGAUCAGGACGCUGCUGCAGGACGAGCAGCGCAUCAAUCCCGGCACCGCGACCGAGUUGUACGGCUACGAGCUGCCCGACGGUGGCGCUGCAGGCGCCGGGGGCGGUCCGGACGAGCCGUUGGAGCCGGAGGCUGGAGAAAACCAAACAGAUGCGGAACCGGGCGUAAUGGAGAGUCCGAUGGGCCGUAUGCCCGAGGUAAGAGGUGGUUGUUCGGCCCUAUGCAUGCCCAUCAAGCUAUGCUUUAAGCAAAAUCCCAAAAGUAAACCUGAAUCUCGUCUCAGUAAGGGGGUGCCUUUCCAAAAAUCCACAGUGUCUUUACAUUCCUCUCAAAGCCAAGUAUCAGGUAGCUCUGAUUCUUCGACCACUAAACUGCCUUCGUACCUGAUCGGCGUGCACCGGAAGUGCGUUCGACAGGAAACGUACUUUCUGUCGCAACAGAAAAGCAAACCCAGUCUCUUUGGGUUACCUUUGCUGCUCGGAUGUUCUUCCAGCAGCACCUGCCAGUCGUUGUAUCAAGAAGUCUGGGAGCAGGUGACCAGAUUGUUGAGCCCGCUGCCUCAGAGCGACCAGACCAACCACGCUCAAGACUGCGACGAUUCCCUCGGUUACGAGUUCCCGUUCACGCUUAAGGCCGUCCUGCAAGGAGGCCAGAUAUGCGCGCUGUGUCACUGGACGCAGUUCUGCAGAGGUUGCGCGCUACCUUGCAGCGACGAGUCGCUAUUCGAGCGAUGCAAAACCGGAGUGUCCAUCAUGCAUAUCGCCAUCGAUUGGGACCCCACAGCUCUGCAUCUAAGAUAUCAAAGCAACAGAGAAAAGCUGUGGAUCGAACACGAUUCGGUGGCCACCUGCAGAAAGCUGCACACAGAACCAAUAGACCUGGAUUAUUGUUUAAGAGCUUUCACUUCAGUCGAACGCCUGGAGGCAAAAUAUCAUUGUAGUAAUUGUCAGGACAAACAGCCCGCGACCAAGAAGUUACAAAUUUGGAGGUUACCACCAAUACUGAUCGUGCAUCUAAAGCGGUUCGACUUCGUGAACAGCAAGUGGGUGAAGACGCAGAAGGUGGUGAACUUCCCGUUCAAAGAUUUCGACCCGACCGCCUAUCUGGCGAGCAUCCCGCAGGAAACGAUCCUGCGGCACAGGCAGCUGCAGGAGGAGAAGCAGCAGGCCGAGGCCGACAAGGACGACCUGGAAGCCUCCUGCGACAGCCAGGCUACCGAAAGGAUCAUGGAGGAGAGCAUCACCUCGGAAGGAAUGGAAGAACCGAUGGCGGCGGAAAUGAACCCGGAAAAGUGCAAACUGCUGAGCGAGAAAGCGGAAGCGGAAACGCCCGGCAGGCCCGCGCCCACGAUACCCAACCAUCAUCGGGCGGGCAACGAACGUGCUGCGACUGCCGCGAGGGGCAGGGCUCGGUUGGAGUCGACCAGUUUGCAAAAAACUCCGAUUAUCGACGAACAUUUGAAGGAUUACCACGAGCACAAGUUGCUGCCCGGUCAGGAUCCGUUCGAUUUGAAGUAUCAGCUUUAUGCCGUCGUGAGCCACUCUGGCCUGAUGAGCGGCGGCCACUACAUAUCGUACGCGUGCAACCCGAACGGCAACUGGUACUGCUACAACGACAGCUCGUGCCGCGAGGUGCUGCCCGACGCCGCCGCCGCGGCGUCGCAGCCGAGCGGCGAGUCGAACGCGUCGACGUCGAGCGGCGCCAGCAGCCGUUGCUCGCCUCACUCGGGCGGCUGCACUCCCCUCGCGCGUCGCAAGAACAUGCAGCGCAGGCGCAGUUCUUCGGGCGGCAGCAGCAACGGCACGGCGGACACGUCGACGCCCUUGACCGCCAGGAAGGGCUCGCUCAGCAACACGCCCGAGCUGGACAGGAGAAAAAUGACAUCUUCUCCGGUUUUGAAGCGCGACGGCACGCCUACUUUCGGUCGCAAAGACUCGAUGCAGAGGCGCGAAAGCAGCAGCGGCAUCGAAUCGGACAUCGUCGGUUCGACGGAGAACAUGUCCGGUUCGCAUUCGGACGUUUCCGGCGCUGAAGAGACGUCCAGCCGGAAAAGCGCGAGUCGAGACUCGUCGCCCUACUCCUCCACCAGGUCGCUGUUCAGGUCCAGAUGCCCGUACAACGAAACGAAAGUGCCGAAAAUCGACACGAGCGCCGCCUACAUCCUGUUCUACGAACGAUCCGGGCUCGAUUACAAACCGUACUUGCCGAAGGUCACGCCGAACGCGGACCGAACGGCCCCGAUCGCCGAAUCGGACGAUUCCGACGUCAAACAACAGUGCUCCGUGCAGUAGGAAGGUAAAAUUAAAUUAAUUGACCGUUGUUGAUUUUCUUGUUGAGUUUUUCUGUUAACGCGCCGCCACUUUGUUUUUGUUACAAAUUCACUAAUUAAUUCAGUUUAGUCGUACGGUUGAACGAGAUUAUUAUUCCUGGGUAAAGUUGCGCAAUAUUUUAAAGUUUAUAAUGAGUUUUAUUGAUUUAAAUAAUGUUAAAAUGCACUGAUAUUUUGAAGCAAUACUUUGGCCAUAUUAAAUAUUAUCUUGACGUUUUUUUUUUAUUAAUUUUAAUUAAUAAUGAUAACGAAAUGAAAUUCUUGUCCGAUUUCAUUUUAUCAUACAUGAGGGUAAAAAGCGAUUUAGUUUUUGUGACACCUUCAAAAUUUUAUAUCGCAUUAUUUCGGUCUCAAGAAUAUGUGGUAUCAUUUUGUACAACAGGAAUUUCUGGUACACCUUGUAUAAAAUUUUCAUGGUACAUCAAAGAAAAAACUGAAUCGCUUAAUUUCUCUUGUUAACAUUUGGUUAUAGUAUUAUUUAUAUAUUUGUUAUUUUAUGAAAGAUUUUUACAGGGGACGUAAUUGGGGGGUUAUUAAAUGCGCACCCUGUAGGACAUUUAUAUUUAAAAAUGAUGUGAUUAAAUGAGGAGCCUAAAGUUUUUAACAAUGUUUUGCGUUGUAAUUAAAUAUGUUUGUUUAAUUUUAAUUGUGUCAUGUAUUUUUCGACACUUGUAUAAAAAGUUUAGUAAAACCAAAGAUAUUUUAUUCAUUUGUAAAUUUUUUCAUCGAUUUUGUAUGAAUAUAUAUAUAUAUAGGAAUAUAUAUAAUACUGUUUAUAUUGUAUGGAAUAUUAAUUAUUGCGACAAUUAAAUGAUUAAAUGGCGAUAAAAAAUAUUCCACCAUUGCUGUGCACUGCUCUUAUUAUUCAAAAUUAUUUUUGGGCGGUUUUAUCAAAUAAAAUUAAUUGAUGCCUAACUAGUCUGAUAUUUUUUUAAAUUCCACUUUAUACGUGUUUUGAACACUAUCAAAUAUUCCAUUUUAAUGUGUAAGUUAUGGUGCCAUUUAUAAAUAAAUGCUUGUAUAUUGUUAUAA
This is a messenger RNA of Brassicogethes aeneus, 6497 nucleotides long. The record is from the annotation of a GenBank genome assembly. Lineage: Eukaryota; Metazoa; Arthropoda; Insecta; Coleoptera; Nitidulidae.